AUGAGUCCGUCCCUGAUGGAGCUCGGCCUACCGAGCAGGGCCGCACUGAAGGCCCGGCCAAAGGAGGCGGACCUGCCGUCCCAGAAAGGCAACGCCAAGGCGCUUUCCAAGCUCUUGCAAGAUGUCACCACCAUGCGGCGAGCUAGGGUUUCGGUCUGGCAGCGCUGGCUGGCGGACACGCUGGCCGCUGCAGAGAAGGACGCCGCACUGUUGCUCAGAGCUGGCCUUGCACAGGAGGCAAAAGCGCAACUAGGCGCAGGGCGUCAGCCCAGGCAGGCCAUAACAGACAGGAGCUCGUCGGAAGCGGAGCCGAAGAGCGAACCUGCGCAGGGAAGGGCAGCGGCGUGUGUCAAUGAGAUCGCUGUCAAGGCCGGGCUGGAGCUCUUCUUCGGCCUGCUGGAACAGAGCGGCGAGCUGCGCACGCGCAUGCUCAAGAGCGCGUGCGGCAUCCUCUCCGCGCUCCCCCCGCUCUCGUUCUUUGGGGAACUCGCAAGCGUCCAACUAGAGGGGAUCGAGCGAGUAUGCAGUUACCUCAUGGAAGUCGUUGCGAGCCAAGGGCCGGGGGCGCGCAUGGCUGCAGGGCUGCUGAUUGAGCUGGCAGCAGCGCGAGGGUCGCUGGUGUUCACUUUGAACUUGGCGCUGUUGUUUUCGAGCCACCCGGGGCUGAUGGACGCAGCCAACUUGAAGGCGUUGCGGCGCUUGUCUUCCCUAGACGGCGCCGACGCAUCCGUGACCGUCGAAUUCGGCCCCGAGCAGCGCCUGGACAUGACCAUCACCGAGCGCCCGCGGCCGCUGUUCUUGACCUCCCUCGACUCCCUCGACAGCUCCGUCAUCUCCCAGCCCGACACGGCACGUGCCGUCGGAACCGUCCUUCCCUGCGCUGACGACAUGCUGUGUCUGCUCGAGUCGCAUGAUGACGACAUCAGCCGUGCGGGGAGUUUGAUUUCCGCCCGGGAGCUGUCCAUCCCCCGGAGGUUGGAAAGCAGUCUAGAACUAGAGGCGGGACAAACGUCCAGGGCGACGACCCCUGAGCCACCACAGACGCCCCAGCUGAGCCGCGCGCCGAGCGAGGCGCCUGCGGCAGGGGGGGAAGCGCUCAGUUCCCGCAGCGCGUGUGCUGCGGUGCUGGCGCAUGUCGAUCUUCUGGUCACCCGGUUGCAGGCGACCGACCGGAAGGGGGCCGCCACGCACCCGCCGCACUGCGUGGAGCCGGGUCCCGAGACGCUGCGAAUCAUCCGGAAGAUCCUGGAGCAGUUCCCGUACACGGCGACCCCCCAGAAGGGGACACGUGGCGGCAGCCCCGCGGACGGGCGCGCGCGCAUGAAGGCCGUGACGGACGACAUGGCGCGGCUGUACGUGCCGCUCGCGCUGCUGCGGCUGCUGAAAGUGAACCUGGACUGGAUGGCGAAAGCAGGAGGGGGGGAGAAAAGUGGGGCGAAAGCGGGGGGAGAAGAGAAGCAGGGAAAAGGGCCCCCCCGGACGAGUUUGGCGCCGUCGGCCACCACGGAGAGUCUGUUGGCGACGCUGCUGGGGCUGGUGGAGGCGGGCCCGGAGAGCGCGGGGGGGGAGCGUAUGUUGCAGGUGCAGGCGCUCGCGGUAGACGCGCUGCGGAGCGGGCUGCCCAUCUUCCUGCCCGACGCCACCGCACGCGCGCUCGCGCUCGCGCAGCUCCUGAACGCGCAGGCCUCACGGCUGCCGCACGCAACGCCCGCCGAAAAGGACCUCCUCCAGUUCAUGCUCGCGGACGCGUCCAAACCGUCCGUUCUGUGGAAGACGCUGCACCCGCUUCUGGGGCUAAAACCGGACGAGAACCGGACGCUGGGAAAGGAACCGCUGCUGACGUUGUUGGACUCGCUGCUGGGGUACUCGCUGCGUUACUUGUCUGCCUGCGUCGACGCGGUUUCCAGAAACGAGCCCCUGGAGGCUGCAGCGGAAGACGCUGCCUCGUCAUCUGACGACGCCGUCGAAGUGGAGGAGGAGGAAGAAGCGUGGGUCUGGGGCCUCUGGCACACAGCGAGCGUGGAGGUGACGAACAUCAGCCUGACUGCGCGCAAGACGCGCAACAGCCCUGAGUUCAGCACGGUGAUGGGCAGCCGGGGCUUUACGGCGGGGAAGCACAGCUGGGACGUGCGGGUCGACCAGCACGCGAGCAACAUGCGCCUCGGGGUGGCACGUGGCGGCAUCCUGUUGGACGAGAACCUGAACGACAGCUCGAUCGACAGGAACACUUGGGUGUACCACGCGAACGGGCACCUGCUGCACCACGGCAUACACCACAGGCAAAUCCUGGAGUUCGACGCGGGCGACACGAUCAGGUGCCACCUGGACAUGGACCGCGGCACGCUGCGCUUCAGCAAGAACGGCAUCGAGAUCGACAAGUUCUUCACCAACAUCACCGGGGAGGUCUUCCCGGUCGCCAGCUUCGACCACGUGGACGACCAGGUCACCAUUACCAAGCGGGUCCAGAUCGUGGCGGAAAGCCCCGCGGUGCUGCCGCUCAUCCCCAGCUGCGCGCGCAUCGUCGUCGAGACCAUGAAGCUCCUGCUGACGCAGCUCAAGGACUCCCCCGCUGCGCAAACCAUCUGCUGCCACGUGGCGGCCUCCGUGCUGAACCACGUCAGGGACGCGCUGCGGCUGCUCGCGAGGCUCGAGGGCGGUCCCCUCGAGCUGCUGACGUCACUGGCUGACCGCUCGCUCCUGCGCGCGUGCCUGCCGGUCCUCCUCGUGUUCCUGCUCGCGCUCUCCCAGUUCUGCAAGACCGGGGCGCUCCUCCCGACCCUCGCCGAAGUGGCGCAGCUGCUCCAAGGGCUGUCGGGGCAGUCACCCGGGCACAUGACGGGCGGAUCCCCCUCCGCAGCUCUCUCCCUCCACUCCUCCGAGGCCCCGUUCGACCCGCUAACGCAAACAAAGCUCGCAACCCGGUUGGUGGAAUCGCCCCACCGGUACCGACCGGGCGACUCGCCGAUCCAGGACGUCCAGUCUGCGUUCGUGCCCGGUGCAGACUUUUUGCUGGUGCAAUUCGACCCCCGGUCGGCGAUGGGGGAAAACGACUUUGUGAAACUGCAACAGGCGGACGGGGCGACCAUUGCCGGGCCGCUGAUGGGCCCCGCGGAGCACCGGUGGUGCGUCGAGCCCAUUCUAGUUCCUGGGAACACUGUGACGUUUGUACAAGAAAUGGACGGCGGGGCGGCCGCGGUGCAUGGGGGCGACUGGGGGUACAAGGCGGUGGUGACCGGGUACCGGGCCCCGGGUUACUCGUUCCAGAUUGAGUCAGCUGAGUCGCGCCACCCGUACCACGAAUACUCCGAUACGGUGACCAAGAUCCACAACCUGAGCGCUUGCCGCCUGCUUGUGUCAUUCGACACGCGCUGCCAGACCCACCCAAGCUGCUCCCUGGAGCUCUUGAAGGGCAACAAGGUGGUGGGCCGUUACUCGGGGGAGAGCGGCAAUUGGCCGGUGACACCUGUCACGAUCCUGGGCAGCAGCCUGACGCUGCGCUUCAAAUCGGGCGGCGCUGAGGCCAUGUGGGGCUGGAAAGUGGUGGUCGUUGCGGUUAUUCCUGCGUUGUCGUCCCAUUGGCUGUUCCAGUUCAAGAACGUCGCGACAGGGCUCUGCGGGAUGCUGGCUGGCAAAGCGCUGGCCGGUCCGGCGUUCUCCCCCAAGACCGACCCAACGGAACCGUGGGUGCGGGGGGAGCUCCUGAAGAGGGGCCUCAGCCGGUCCACCCCGAGCACGUACGUCCUGAAACUGGUGGAACCUCCGCCCGCGGACCGUCCGAAGGACGCCAUCGGACUGCUGCUCGCGCAUAAGACCAUGAACUCCAUUCCCAACGGUCUGCUCGACGCGUGCGACCGCGCCGCCGUGGUGUGCUUGCUGUACCACAGCGGGCUGCUGGACGUCGUGGCCGCGUUGAGCCGGGACCCCCUCCUCCCGGUGGAAAAGAACGACCAGCUCGUGCAAAGCCUGAGGGUCGCCCUCCGCCUGUCGCAAGAGCUGCGCAUGGAGCUGGUGCGGCGGCGCCAGGUGGCGCAGCUGGCGGAGGAGGGUGACGUUAUCGUGACGUACGACAGCAUCUGCCGGCCGUUCCUGGACAAGUGCCGCAUGCUGCUGCGCUUCGACCCGCUCUGCGAACCGGGCACGCCACGCUCGCCCUCCACGUCGGGAGCGUCAGACCGGCUACGAAAGGCCGCGCUGAAGAUUCUGAACAAGAGCACCAAGCAGGAGGCCAAGUCACAGUGGACCAGCGUGCUGCAGCUCAUCAAGAUCCAUUCCGUCCACUUCCGGAUGGAGAAGCAGGCCCGCUCGUCGAUGACGACGGUCGAGCAAGCGAUGGCUGAAGCAAAGGCCUUUCUCUACUCCGAGGUCCCCGUGGCUGAGGUUGAGCUCCACUACCGUAAGCAAGAACUCAGGAUAGGCGAGAUGGAGACCGGGCUCCAGACCGUGCUGACGCUGCUGGGCAGCUCCGACAGGGAGGUGUGGGCGGGGUGCCUGGACGGACUGGCCAGCGCCCAGCAGCGGAUGCAGCACUACCUGCAAAAUGUGGGCGGGGGAAAACCGGGCGCGGUUAGCCAUCUCAGACAAAUCAACAACGAGGUCCUGCAAAGACUGGUGGGCUUCUUGCGGUCCUCCGACACGCCCGCGAUCCUGCGUCUCCACGCGAUUGACAUCCUGACCACUAUGUACGACCCCACCGACCUCUCUUUCCUGGCGACCAUCGAACUUGGCGAGGCACUCCACAAGCUAGUCUUGCCGCUCGCCCCCGUGUCGCCCCCCGCGGACGCAUCUACGGACGCCGCCUGGAACAGCGUACUGGAGGCUUUUCACACUGGGGCCAUGCAGGCCUGGUCCGAGCGCAGCCUGGCGCCAACGCUCUCGUGUGAAAACGCGUUCAACGAGGUGGCGGCCGAGUCCGAGGAAUCCGCCGCGAAGCAGGCCAUGCAGGCGGUCUGGCGCCUCGCGGCCGCGCUCAUCCUCCACCUGGGGCUGUACGGACCGUCCGCGAGCCCGCGCCUCGUGUCCGAAAUCGUCGAGACCGCGCACGCGGGCGCGCUCGCGCUGCUCACCAACAUCCGCGGCGUUGCGACCGCCGAGAAGAAGGAUCCGCCGGGCGGCGUGAGCCCGGUUCCGGUUCCGUUGACGGUCAACCUUCUGGGGCCCGGAGCGAGCAACCGGGCGUCCACGAGGGUGACCAACAUGGGUGGCAGUGGCGGGGGAAUGGUCGCCGGCGGAACCGGAACCGGAAUAGGGAUAAGCAGUAGCCGAGCGCUGACAGCGCGACGGUCGACGAGGUUUCGGACGACGCGAACCGCCCCUGCGGCGCCGGCACAGGUGCUGGUUCCGUCCCGGACGACGUCGAUGGAGGUUCCGCUGGUCAACCGGAAUGGGGACAGAGUGCUGCCAGGAACCGGCGCCGGCGCCGGUCGCUUCUACUGCGGGCAAAGCUACACGGAGGCGGGCGGGUGCGCGUGCGGCGCAUGCGACGGCGUGUGCGGCCCCUCCGAGGGCUGCCCCUGCCCCGCGUGCAUCAUCUACGCGCGCGAGCAGGCCGACGCGGCGCUCGCGCGCGCGCUUCAGGAGCGGCAGAGCUCCCGGGAGGGCAGCCUGAGCUCGCGGACGACGAGCAUGCAGGUGGUGUCCGCGCCCGGGGCGGACGGCCGGGGGGACGGGCAGCUGCAGGACCGGGUGUGCAUCGACAAGGUGCAGAUUAUUGCGGCUGCCCAGGUGUCGUCCAACCCUUCCAGCGCGGCGAGUCUGCUCGAGCCCGGCACCGAGAACUACUGGCAGUCCAGUGGGCCGGAGGCCACCCACUGGAUUCGCCUCCACGUGGCAAAGGGCGUCACGCUGACGCGGCUCGCGAUCCUGGCGGACUGCCGGGAGGUCAGCUACUGUCCGGACAACGUGAUCGUACGAGGAGCGUCCGAUAGCACCACGAUGCACCAGCUGGCGGACGUCAGCCUGGCGGGGCUCGCGAAGCGACGCUUCGAAGCCGGCGGCCGCGUCAUCCAAGCGGACCUAGUGACGCAGCCCAUGGAGGGGAUGCGCGUGAUCCAGAUCAACAUCAAGAGCACGAUCGGGCGCGGAAUCGACACCCGCGUGCACGGAAUCCGCUGCUGGGGGGUCACCGCGGCGGGCCCAAUCGGCGACAGCCGCGCAACGCUCAAGUCGCUCCUCUCCGCAAUCUGCGCCAGCUGUCACCCCAAGAGCGUCAGCUUACGUCACCUCUACGCGCCCAAGUGGCUGUCGCUGCUCCUGCGCGUCGUCGCGACGUUGCAGUGCGGCGACGGGUUGCGGUUAGAGGGGUUACGGCUGCUGACCGUGGUUCUCGGCCGGUGGGACGGACUGGGGGAGGAAGACCUCAAGCGGAUCGUGGAUGAGAUUCUCCAGAUCACCGCGGAGAACUCUCCUGAGGCGCGGCUACUGCAUCCAAUCAAUCUCGGCGCCGACUUCCCGGGCGUCGUCUCCGUGGACACGUGUAGCCUCGCGGUUCGCUCCGGGCUGCUCGCGCUCCUCCGGGAGCUUCUGGACCGUCCGAUGUGGGCGCCCGUCAUCGGGCGCGCCCUCCAGGCGUCGAUCCAGCAGCUCCUGCCCCCCCUGCCCGGGGCGAACGGGUCCGGCCAACCGGGCACUUAUGACUGCGUCUCCUUCUGGUGGCGCACCGGAAAGGAGAGCCUUCCGGCGGACACCGACCGCGGGCUGGUCACUCUGUACGGGGCACGUGCCGAGCAGGAGCUCCAAACGCUAUUGAACGCGAUCGUCGUCGGCGUGCGGUCGGGGACCGGGACCCCGACCGCCUCCCGGCCCACGUCCCCCGACCAAAACGCCCAGCCUAGUUACAUGUCGACCGGGGAGUGCCGGACGUACUCGUUGGAAACGUUCGAGUACCCCGAGGGGCUGAUGCGCCUGGUUUCCGAGGGGGAGGAAGUUUCAUGCCCGCUUUCGACGCUCUUUGCGACCGGGCAGCAGUGGCACGCGCAGAGCAUCGCCCUGCUCAAAGAGAGCCUGUCCUCGGUUCAUGCCCCCGGGCGGCGAGGUCCGCAUGCUUCCCAUGCUAUGGUCCACCCGAGCCCUUCUCCCGGUUCUCCUCCACCGACCACUCUUCCGGUUCGACCGCACGGGGUGCUGCUGAGCGCUUUGCCUGCGUCAGCGGGGCUGGUCUUCGUUAGAUACGGCACGAUCGGGGAUCCGAGCCGGGCCACUUCCUGGCAAGAACUGCCCCGCACCGACCUGGAAAGCACGCAGGAAGUGGUUCCUGAGCCGCCUGCGGUGGCCCUCCCGGCCGUCCUCAUGCUGGGGGGUUGCGUGGCCCAGGCGAACAAGCCCCCCGGGGAGAUCGUCCGGCCCAAGGCGCUGGCGGGAGAGCAGGGAAAGGAGGUCUCUUGGAGCCAGGUGGCGGCACGCCUGCCGUCGAUCUUCCUCGAGGCGUGGGUGAAGUCCGCAGCGCUGCACUCGGAGGGCUUCGAUUUGGGCGCGCUUCCUUUGGGCGCGCACGUGAUGCGCGCGCGCAUGAUGAAGGCGUUCUACGAGCUGCUCGCCACGUCGACCGAGCGGGAGUGCCUCCUGAAAGACCCACGUGUCCUCCCCAUACUGGUCGCGGCCGCGUCGCAGCUGACCGACGUGCCGCUUGAGCUGACGGUCGAUGAGCUGGCGGCCAAAACGCUCGCGCUCAGUCUGCGCGCGUCGCCGCUCCCGAACGCCCUCGACGAGGUGAACCGCAUGGCUGACGACCUGUGUGACGUCGGCUUUGCGGAAGACCUCUGCAAGCGGGCCGUGAUCAAAGCUGGCGGGAAUCUUGGCGAGGCCGCGCAGUGGUUGACGAGUCAGGGGCGGAAAGAGGAGGACCAGAAAAUAGGGGGACGGCGGAGGCGGUCCAGUAGUAGCGUUGCAUCCCCCCAAAGCGGGGACGCGGAACUCGCGGAGUGGUUACAAGAUCCCCCCGCGUUUGAGAAACUCGGCGCGCUUCACACUCACGACGAGGAAGAGAGGCACGCGCGCCGCAGCAGUAACGGGAGCGGUUCCGAGUCCGGGGGGGUGUCAAAGGGCGACCCAAAAGCGGAGAAGGCCAGCUGGGUGGACGCCGCGUAUGCCAACAAGCAGCUGGCGGUGCGCGACCCGCUGCAGGCCGCGGUCGAAGUCGCGGCCGCGGAGGACGCGCUCUUCGUCUACUACUCGCGCCUCGCCCUGCUCCGCUACCUCGAGGCGGAGCCGGAAUCCGCCGGAAAGCUGACCGUCACGGAGCUGCUCGCGGUGACGCGCCCCAUGUUCUUCUCGGCGGACUCGAAGCAGCGGCCGCGCGUGCGCGACCUCGCCGCGGCUGCGUCGCCCAAGCAGCUAACCCGAACCCUUAACCGGCUGUUUACCGCGUGGGCCCAGAAGCGGGGCCAGGCGUUUGGCAGCUUGCAGAGCCUGAGCGGGGACCCGACUCUGGGGUCAAGUCAAGCGGACGCGACUCUCAAGGAGCUGAGCCGGGUGUGCGAACGGAGUCUGCAGAAGAUUGUGGAGAGCGGGGGCGUCGCGCACGCGCCCGCGGUGAACUCUGUGACGAUCGAGUCGCAGCAUCCGUACGAGGCGGCCCAGCGGGUCAUUCGAAAGGUCCGCAUUCUGGGCGCCCAGCAUCUGCGCGUCACUUUCAACUCGCGUUGCAACACCGGCGCCGACGUGCUCGCCUUUUUCAAGGACUCCGCCAGCCUCAGGAGGGCGACCCCGCCGCUGCGCGUGUGCUUCAAAGACUACAACUCGGGCAAAGCGGAAGGAAACGAGCCCGCAGCUCCUAUGUGGUCGGAACCGCUCAUCAUCAACGGGAGCUCGUUCUACUACAAGAUCAAAACGGAUUCCCGGGGACCCAAAAAGUGGGGCUACGCGUUUACCGUGGAGGCGAUCGGGGCGCCGACCGCGGCCGCGGCCGCGCAGCCGAUCAAGAUGGUGACCUUUGAGUCGCUGCACGAGUAUACGGACAACGAGCGGGGGUUGGAGAACGUGACGUUGAAUGGCGCGACCGGGCUGUCCGUUCACUUCGACGGAAAGUGCUCCGUGGAGCGGAACUCCGACGAGCUGCGGAUCAACGGCCAGAUCUUCUCCGACUGGAUGAACGGUCCGUGCUGGGAGCAGGAGUUACAAAUCCCGAAAAACACGUUCCACUUGGAGUUCGUCAGCGACGACAGCGAGACCGCGUACGGGUACAAGUUCGUGGUGCGCCCGACGGCCGACGAGAGCGGCAAGGGUUUGGCGGGUUUGAGCGAGGCCGACGCCGCGGCCGCGGGCGCGGUCCACGUGGGCUAUGUCGAGUGGCUGGUGACGUCAGUCCUGGGCGUCAUCUCGGCCCGGGGGGUCCCCCCGGGCACUUCAUCGCUGCUCGAGGCCGUGGUUUGCGCGCUACCGAGCCUCCCGAUCCCGUGCCGCACGCGACUCUUGCGCGCGCUCGCGCGCACUCUGUCCGAGGGGGUCAACUGGGCGGAGAAGGGCGACACGCUGGCGCCGUCCGAGGGGACGCAGAGGGCCGUGCGGCUGAUGUACCGGGCGAUGCUGAAGCAGCACGAGAUGGAGCGCAAGAACGUGGGCAAGAGCCGCGUGCUCUUCUCGCCGUACCUCCAGGCCUUGGUUGAGCUGUGCUCCAUUCUGGAGCACCGCAACACUCCGCUGGACCCGAAGACCGCCGACGGCCAACUGGGUAUCACGCUGGCCUCCCUCCCGCGCCCCGACUGGCUGCAGAGCUACAACCGGUUGGUGGAGCUCCUGGAAUCCAUGUGGAAGAUGGAACCGUUACCGGACUGGUUCGUCGCGAUCCUCGAGGGGCGGGCCGGAACCCAGGCGCUGACCACGCAAUCGGUGGAAGUGUUCUUUGAUCCGACGCAGGCUGGACGGGGCUGUGAGCUGACCGACUAUAUCAACGGGGGUUUCAAAGGAGUGUUGUUUGGGGGGCAGACGACGGUUCUGUGCAGUAGCGAGAUGCGGCACGGGACUGGACUGUACAGCAUCGAGUUUGAGGUGGUCGGGAAUGAUCAGUGCCUGGUCGGGGUCGCCGCUUACGGGGUCGAUGUGAAUACUUAUUUGGGCGACCACGGGGAGGCCUGGGGCCUGUUCGCGCAGACGGGGCGGAUGAAGGUCAAGGGCGAGUGGCAGAAGCACCCCUCGCUGAAGCCGUUCACAACUGGGGACAGGAUCGGGGUUCACUUCGACUCCGACGACGGGACGCUGCGCUUCUCCAAGAACGACGAAAUUAUGGCGAAGGUCUUCCACGACAUUCCGUCGGGGGUCGUUUUCGCGGCCGGGGGGUCUGUUCUUGGCGCCGUCCGAAUCGCGUCUGCCAGCCAUACCUUCGCCCACAUCGCGCCCGGGGGACAAACAGCCGGGCAGUCGGAAGCGAACUCCGAGCCCGGGAGCAGCGGGGGUUUGCGCCGGCACAGGAGGCGGGGAAUGGACCCGGGGAUCGAGCACGCAGCGCGCCAGCUGGCAGCUCUAGGGUACCCCCUCGCGGCAGCGGAGAAGGCGCUGGCCAUUGCCGGGAAUGACGUCAGCGCGGCCGCGUCGUGGCUCGUGAACAACCCGCACGUGGUCGAGGAGGAGCGCGCGCGCGAGGCCGAGGGGCGCGCCAACAGCCGGGUCCCGAGCGCGCGCUACUCCGCCGGGGGGGGCGUUUCGCGCGACGGCCGGCCCCCCAAAGCGGGAGAGGGCAGCUCGUCCAGCAACUCCAACCUGCUGUCCCCGCUCGCGCUGCCUCCGUCCGCGGCCGCGGCCGCGAGCACGCUUCGAGCGGCCGCGGCGCGGCUCUCGAAAGUCGCGGAGGACAUUCACACCCACGAACGGCAGCGCGGGGGGUCCGGCGAGUCUCGCCGCAGUCUAGUUACACCGGGCAGUGGGUGGGAGAAUGAACACUGGUCGCUCGCAAUGGACGCCCAGCUGGUUCUGUACGUGUGUGAACGGGCGGCCCUUCGGGGGGUAACCCCAAUGCUUCUGAAGCCGGACGACUUGUUUGGGAGUGAGGGAGAGGAGGACCUGUCCGAAUCCGUCCUGGCACGUGCCCCGUCCGGCGCGCCGGAAAUCGCGGACAAGGAGGUGCAGCCCGGGCCGGCGACGACGGCCGCGGCGACCAGGCAGGUCAGCGCGGAGUCGCAGCUGAUGCUGCUGAGUCGCCGCUCGCGCACCGCGCUCCGGGACCGGUUCGUCGUGCUCAAGAUGCUGAACCGCAUGGCGAAGCCGGUUCUGCCGCUGAUCGAUCUGCGACUGGUGGGGGAUCCCGCAAGCACCGCCCACCGCUUGGCGACUUCCAAGGGUCCGCUUUUCCCCGAGACGAAGGCGCAGAUGAUCGACCGGGGCGUCGCGCUCAUGCACGAAGACGGGGACGUGCCGUCGGUUGUCGUAAACCGGGCGCACGCUACGGCGGCGAACAGCAAACCGGGGCCAAAGGACGGGAACAACUCGGUCUUUGGGCAGCUGUUUGCGGGGCUGGAGCGGCACUCGCUGAGGAGGACGCAGGCGAAAGGGACGGGGCUGGUGUCGUGGCUGGUCAGCUUCGAAGGAGAGGGCGGAACCGACCACGGCGGACUGUUCCGCGAGUCGCUGCACGAUGCGUGCGCGGAGCUGCAGAGCGAUGCGCUUCCGCUCUUCAUCCAGUGCCCCAACGGACGGAACAACGUCGGCUUCAAUCGCGACACCUGGGUCCCUAACCCAGCCUGCACCAGCUGGGAGCACAUGAGGAGGUACCGUUUCAUCGGCACGCUGAUGGGCGCUUCGAUGCGCACGGGCAGCAGCAUGGAGCUCGACUUCUCGGCGUUUGUGUGGAAGCAGCUGAUCGGGGAACACCCGACCGUGCGCGAUCUCGCGGGCGUGGACGAGCGGUUCGUCCGAAUCCUGGAGUUUUACCGGACGCAUGCGGACGCCAAAGCCUGGGCGCAGGUCCGACAGACGGAGGGGGGCGUCAAGUACAUGGUCGCCACGUCGGACAGCAAGACGGUUGAGCUCAUCCCGAACGGCCGCGCGACCGCCGUCGCGUUCGAGGACCGCGAGCGCUACUGCCAGCUGGCACUCAACUAUAGGCUGCACGAGGUGACGCUCCAGAUCGCCGCGAUGCGCGAGGGGUUCUGCCGGUCCGGACCGGGCCUGCUGCUGCCGAUCCUGACGUGGCGCGAGCUGGAGCGUCGGAUCUGCGGACGGCCCGAGAUCGACGUCAAGCUGCUCAAGAAGAAGACGCGGUACAACAUGCCGGGGGGGGAGAAGAACAAGGUGGCGAUCUGGUUCUGGAACGUGAUGGAGAGCCUGACCAACGAGGACCGCGUCAAGUUCCUCUCCUUCGCGUGGGGCCGCGGCCGGCUGCCGCCCCACAGCAGCAGCCUCGAGUUCACGCUCCAGCUGGACGCUAACCGGGCCGAUUCACACCUGCCCCAGUCCCACACGUGCUUUUUCACACUGGAUCUGCCCAACUACUCGAGCGAGGCGGUGCUGCGGGCCAAGCUGCUGUACGCGGUGCACAAUUGCAAGGCGAUUGACACAGACUUUGCCGCGAGCGGCCGGUUGGGCGACGACGGCGACCCCGAAGAGGACGUCAUGAGCACAACGGACGCCAGCACGUACGACCCGUCCGAAGAUUUGAACGGGUUUGGGCUCAGCCGCGUGGGAAGCGACGCGGCCUUCGAGGGCGCCUUCGAUGGUGACGCGACCGCGGCCGCGAACGCGGCGGGCGUGGGUUCGAGCGAAGGCGCGGCCGCGAGCAGUGGGUUCAGCGCUGAGGAGGAGGACGAAGCGGGCUUCGACGUUGACAUGGGGGAUGACGAGUUGGAGGAGGAAGCGUUGUUUGUGGAUGAGGACUUUGAAGAGGACCUAGACUCCGAUAUCGAGAGCGAUGGCGAGAUAGACGACACCGCUCAAGACGAGAAUCGGUAUGACGAAGAGGUUCGAAGAGUGACCGGCGGCCGAUCUCGGCUGAGCUCACACAGCUAGUUGGGCCGGUUAGAUGUGUUGCUAAGCUACGCGUUGCGCCUAUUGUGAAUUUCCUUGACUUCAAUCAGGUUGGACCCAUGUUACUUUCAGUGACGAGGUGCUUGUCAAAGCUUUGGGAAUGCUGCAAAAGCAUUGUAGUGUAGACUAGAAGGGCAUUGCAUAAACGUGCCUGCGGCGUUAGUUCUAGAUGCUCCUGAGCACGUGUUUGAUUGCUAUAGGAGCAAAGGAUCAAGUUGCGGUUUGUUCGAUCUGGAAGAUUGGGGACUAUGUCUUACGGGUUGAUCGAUCGGCAAGGUAGAAUAUUAUUGGAAAUCUUCGAGGUUUAUACCAUACCAGUUAGCUUAAACACUUUUGGAAGGUUUUGAGACUUCUUGAUCCACUCUUGAACAAUUUCUAGGUUUAGCCGCGUGGCCGCGAGACAUCAG
Klebsormidium nitens is the source of this 13355-nucleotide messenger RNA. The record is from the annotation of a GenBank genome assembly. Lineage: Eukaryota; Viridiplantae; Streptophyta; Klebsormidiophyceae; Klebsormidiales; Klebsormidiaceae.